UCAUUCUUUUACUCAACCCUCUCUCUCUGUCUCGCUCGCGUAUGUUCUUGUAUUCUACUCGUUUUUUUCACUUGUAUGUAUCUCAAAAGAUUUCGAUAUAUGAAAGUUUCUGCUUCUGGGAUUUUCUCCUCUUUACUCUGGGGCUUAAAAAGUUUUCAUUUUGGGGCAAAAUUUGUGGAGAAGUAUAUGUAGCUCCAUCGUUUAUAGGAAUCUUGGAGUUUAUUCUCUGAAGUUAAGCUGUUUAGGCACUUGUCUAGGCUGCGGACAUAGAAAGCGGCAUGAUGUCAAAUUCAUUCCCUACUUUGUCUUUCAAAGGUAUAACAUGGGCUGGAAAUGUAUACCAAAAGUUCGAGGCUAUGUGUUUGGAGGUGGAAGAAGCUAUGUACCAGGAUACAGUUAAGUACGUUGAAAAUCAGGCGCAGAAAGUUGGUGUUAGCGUAAAGAAGUUCUGUUCAGAAGUCAUGGAGGACAUGCAUCGAUCCAGUGACCAUCCUCUGUCAUGCAUAGAUUCCACAAGCGUAGCUUCUGAUGACAUGUCUCUCAUCUCUUAUGGUUAUGCUGAUGUCAACAAAAGGCCGACACCAGGAAUAUUGGGUGAUAAUUGGGAUAUAAAGAAGAAAGAGAAUCAAGAUCAAGUUCUCUCGACUACAACUGCAGAAAAAGAAUCAUUGCCAAGUGAUGGAGAUUUAGGCCUUUUCUUGCCUCAGUCCCCUGGAAUCUUUAUUGAGAAUAAAUCCCCGGAGAAAUUUAAGAAAAUCGGGAUACAGAGGCGUGGAAUUGGCAUUAAAAGAAUCUCCAAAAGCAAUAAUCCUUCAAAAGACUUGUGUCUGAAUACUUCUGUAUCAGAAGAUAAGAGGAGCAAGCUUGCGAAUUGCGAAACGAGAACUAGGUCCAGGGCCACCUUUGACAACACUAGGUCCAGGGUCACCUCUAACAAUGCAGACCUUACGUCAUCCUUGGUCUCCAUUGGGAGGUGUGAACCUGGGAAAGCAGCAGUGAAAGGAAAUGCACGAUGUCUUGAUCAUCCAAUUGAGUCUCCUGCUUCUGACAAAAUUUUGUCCUCUGAAUCUGUAAGGCCUGAUAGUUCAAGGAUGGCCCCUGAUGACCCUACUGUGACAUCUUCAUUGAACACGGUGAGGGAGCAACCUGGUGAAGCAGUGAAUGGAAACACGGCUCCCCAAGAUAAUCUAAUCGAGCGUCCUGCUUCCGAAAAGGUUCGAGAGACUGAAUCCACGAGGAAAGUUGAACAUGUUUCUGGUUGCAUUCCUCCUGCUUCUGCAAAUAAUUUAAUAGAUGAAUCGGUGAGGUUGGAAGGAGAUCCUGAGUCUACUGCAUCCUGUUCAUACUCGCCUGCAGAUUCGACAGGUGCAUCCGUGAGUGAUAUUGUUGGGGGCUCGGGUUCUAGAAGUAGUAAGGCUUGCAAUCCUGAAUAUGAGGAAAAUAGAGUUACUGUGUUUAAUGAAGGUACAUCCAUUACAGAUUGCUUGUCAACUGCUAUUUCUCCAUCAUGCAAUGCUGAGUCUAGCAGCAAGGAUUUCAUCACAACUACUAAAGAUAGCUUUGAUAUGGAGUUUGUAGAAAACAACAAGGUUUCUGAGCUGAGACAAGAACCGAUUGAGACCGAUAAAUGUAGGGAUGAUUUGGAGGAAAGCUGUAUCUUCGUGAAUGGAGACGAGCUCCAUUUUGACCUUCAACGGACUAGGAAACACAAGUCAUACAAGAAAAGGAUCCGCGAAGCACUUUCAUCCAAGUUGAGAUCAAGGAAAGAUGAACAGCAUGUCUCGUCCCAAGACGAGCAAGUGAGGUGGGGUCGUGCUUUUGCUGACGAUUCCAAGGAACAGAAAGUGUCAGCUUGUGAAUCUGUUGAAUCAGAUUGGGAGCUUCUUUAGAAGGCUCUUAUAAAUGAAUAUGAAGAUGCUAUAAAAUUGUGAAUAAUUGGAGAAGAUGAUGUGCUCUGCAUCUAAAUUAGCAUGCAACAAAAAGAAGUGAAAAUGCAUUGUUUGCUUCUAUAUGUCAAUAUCAUAAAAUCAUAUUAUACUCUCUCUAUAAUGAAGUCCCCGAGUAUUGCCGGUUUCUCUCCGGUUGGAAUGGUAUUAAGUUCUCAAUAUUUGAAUAAGAUGAUAGUUUAGGCA
Messenger RNA from Salvia hispanica, 2132 nucleotides. RefSeq lists its product as uncharacterized. The record is from RefSeq and is a predicted model, not a curated record. Lineage: Eukaryota; Viridiplantae; Streptophyta; Magnoliopsida; Lamiales; Lamiaceae.